AUGGAGCCCGGCAUCGUGUACGCCUUUGCAGCGACCAUCGUCUGGGGUCUCUACCCGCUCUACUGGAAGCAGCUCAGCGACGUGCCCAACAUGCAGCUCGCCAUGCACCGCAUCGUGUGGUCGUUUGUCAUUAUCGCGGCGAUUGUUUCGUGCAAGUGCGAGUGGCGCGCCUUCAAGGCCAGCAUUGCGUCCUGGCAAAUCCUUGGCAUUUACGCUACGUCGAGCGUUCUCAUCUUUUGCACGUGGUACCUCCUCGUGUGGGCCAUCAACGAAGGGUACAUCGUGCAGUCGAGCCUCGGCAUGUUCAUCACGCCGCUCCUCAACGUCCUCUUUGGUGUCGUUAUCUUCAAGGAGACGCUCAACAAAUGGCAGUGGACCUCUGUCGGCCUCGCUGUCUCUGGAGUUGUCGUGUGCGCCAUUGCGUACGGCAAGUUUCCGUGGGUUGCGUUUGUGAUGGCGCUCGUGUUUGCCUUGUACUCGCUCGUCAAGAAGAAGGCGCCGCUCAAUGCGCUUUACGGCAUGAUGCUUGAGACGUCGAUCCUCUUUCCGAUUGCACUCGUCUAUUUGGUCGUCAUCGAGUGCGAUGGUAGCGGCGCGUUUGGACACAUGGGCACGAGCAAGGACUUGCUCAUGGUCGGCGGCGGCUUUGUGACGAUGCUGCCAUUGCUCCUCUUCUCGGCCGCCGCGCAGCUCCUUCCGAUGAGUCUUCUCGGUAUCAUUCAGUACAUCCAGCCGACAUUGCAGUUUCUGCUUGGCGUGUUGGUUUACGACGAGUCGCUCUCGACGCUCAAGCUUAUCGGGUUCAUUCUGGUCUGGAUUGCCCUUGCCGUUUACACUUUCGACGCCAUGGUGCGCACUCGACAAGCCUCCAGCAAGUUAGACGACAACGAUGUGCUCGAGCCGUCGGAAGAGAGCAGCAGCAGAGCCUCGUUCAAACAAACGGUAUAA
Messenger RNA from Saprolegnia parasitica CBS 223.65, 948 nucleotides. Its product is annotated as RarD protein. The record is from RefSeq and is a predicted model, not a curated record. The transcript has a single exon. Gene Ontology annotation, cellular component: plasma membrane. The coding region runs from base 1 to 948 and encodes 315 amino acids. NCBI's taxonomy places the organism in Eukaryota, Oomycota, Saprolegniomycetes, Saprolegniales, Saprolegniaceae.